CCUUCUUGACUGAAGAAAACUCAGAGGGCACUGACUAAGCAAAGGGCAUCCCAGCCUCACACAUCCAGCGAAGGCUAGAUAGUGUUCUUUAGCUGAAAGUGGAUUUGAUGAACAGUGCCUGUCUCCUGACACUUGAAAAGAUCAGUGCUAAAAACUAGCAAAGCAGCAUGCCUGCAGGAACAAGUUGGAAAAACAGAUCAUGGAGAAAGGCUGAGAAUGGAGGGGGGAAAUGUACAAAAUGACAACCUCCCCCACCCCCCAAAAAAGUGAUGAGGAUAGGGGUGAGAAAAAAGUGUGUGACACGCCAUAUGUGAAGAACAGGAGGGAAGAGAAAAGCAGAAAGAUGGAAAAUGAAAAGAAGUACAAAGUGCAGAAUAGAAAAUGCUAAGGCUCCUUACUAACAUGCAGGAGCAACUCCAAGAAAGAAAAAGAGAUUCACACACUGCUCUCCCCAUUGAGUAAAAAUGGGUGACUGGAGCUUUUUGGGAGAAUUCCUGGAGGAAGUCCAUAAGCAUUCUACUGUGGUGGGGAAAGUCUGGCUGACUGUGCUCUUCAUCUUCCGGAUGCUUGUCCUGGGCACAGCUGCCGAGUCCUCCUGGGGCGACGAACAGUCAGACUUCAUGUGCGAUAGCCGGCAACCUGGUUGUGAGAAUGUCUGCUAUGACCAAGCCUUCCCCAUCUCCCAUGUCAGGUAUUGGGUCCUUCAGAUUAUCUUUGUCUCCACUCCUUCCCUGCUGUACAUGGGACAUGCAAUGCACACAGUGCGCAUGGAGGAAAAGAGGAAACUUAAGGAAGCCAAGGAAGGUUCAAAGGCAAUCCAGAGCAAGAGUGACGUUUUUCAUCAACAGGAGUAUCCACCGCCAGAGAAGGCUGAGCUGUCCUGCUGGGAUGAUUCAAAUGGGAGAAUCAUUCUGCAAGGCACUUUGCUGAACACGUAUGUCUGUAGUAUUUUAAUCCGUACUGGUAUGGAAGUAGCCUUCAUUGUGGGGCAGUACAUGCUGUAUGGAAUCUUCCUGGAAACCCUCUAUGUAUGCAAUCGGCAACCAUGCCCUCAUCCAGUCAACUGCUACGUUUCUCGGCCAACAGAGAAGAACAUCUUUAUUGUUUUCAUGCUCGCUGUGGCAGCACUCUCUCUUUUCUUAAGCCUGGCUGAACUAUAUCAUUUGGCAUGGAAAAAAGUCAAGCAGAGGUUCUCCCGCUCUUGCAAGAACAGCCCUAGCUCAAAUAAUGGGAUACUGGAGGCAGAAUCCCAAGGGAAAAAAAUGGCACAGAGCUGCACCCCUCCUCCAGAUUUUAACCAGUGUUUGGCCAACCCUGGUGGAAAGUAUAUCAGCCCGUUCAGCAACAAAAUGGCUUCCCAGCAGAACACUGCUAAUUUUGCAACAGAGAGAGUUCAGAGCCAAGAUGAUAUCAUUGGGGAAGGCCCAUUUAUCCAAGUUAACUAUACACAGAACCCUGAGGUCAGGAAUAAUUCUGCACCCGGCUUGCUCUCAAAUGGCUACUUGCCUGACAAACGCAGGCUUAGUAAAACCAGCCAUGCCAGCAGUAAGGCCAGAUCCGAUGACCUAUCUGUGUGAAUUGCUUUUAAUGGGAGCAAGAUCAAGAGAAGAUGCCAAAUACCUGCAGUUGAGCUUUUGAUAUUUUGCCAAUCUGAGCUCCAUUCAGCCAUCUACUCUAACUCAUUUUUAAGGGAAUGGCAUUUCUAUCCUGAAAUACUAAGAAGACUAUGAAAAGCUUAUUUUAAAGCUUGUCAUGCUGUGAGCCCAAUAUUGUUCAGAAAGGAGACCAAUCAGUUUCAAGAUUAAUUCAGCUACUGUAUGGCAGUCUGAUUCACAGCACACCGUAACACUGCAUAUUUCAACCAAUAUCAUGAUUAUGAUUUCUCCAAAGAACCCUGGGGUUUGUAGUUUUUUGACAGAGCUAGCAAGCCUAUAAUCCCAAACUUUCAUCAACUGAAAUUCUCAUGAAUUCUUGAACUUUUACAGUGACAGCUUUACAAACCAUAACUCUUUGUUGCUUAGGAGGUGUCAUUGAUACUUUAGCAAUGAGGCUGGUUCUCAUUUAACUUUCUGGUGUGAUGCUAAUGGGAUAUACUUUGGCUACUCCUCUUUCGGAAUUGUUUUCAUCUUUUUUUUACAGAACCCCAGGGGACAGCUUUCUCCUUCCUAUGACAACAAACUCAACUUGUCUUGCCUUCUCUUUAUUUCUUUGUUGGACUCCACAUACUACUACAUACUACUAUACAAGCAUAUCAUACGUAUUCCAAGUAAAUGUGCAAUGAUUUUUACUUGAAUUUUUAAAAUAUAUUUGUUUAUCUGUCUAUAACUAUACAGUACUUUAAAAUAACGUUAUAGUACUAGUGAAACACUGGCUCAAUAAGAUGACAACUGAAAGUAUUUUAAUUAGAAUGGUCUCAAACAACAUAUUCAGUCAGUUGAAGCAAUGGUCUAAAUCAGUGGUUUUCAACCUGUGGGUCCCCAGGUGUUUUGGCCUACAACUCCCAGGAAUUCCAACCAGUUUACCAGCUGUUAGGAUUUCUGGGGGUUGAAGGCCAAAGCAUCUGGGGACCCACAGACUGAGAACCACUGGUCUGUGUAACAUAAGCAGAGUAACACAACAGGUUACUGGAUUUCAAUUGGCUUUUCCACUUGUGUAAGUAGCAGCAAAUUUGUUCUUGUGGUUCAUGUUUACAAUAAUUAUAUGGAUGAGUGUACUAACCAAUCAUGCAACUGAAAACUGCAUGAAAUUGGUCUCUUGAAUAUAGUUCACAACCAAGUGUCCACAAGUGCAACUUCAUUCAUACAAAUGGAACAGAACUAUGGAAUACUGGCCAGAAUUUCCAGUGGACAGCAAUAUUCUCAGGAGAAGCAUGAACAAGGUUGUGUAUGAAAGCACAGUUAGUUUGUAUACAUGUUGUAUUCUUUAACCCAUUCUUAAUUUGCAUGUUUGUAAUGUUGGAUAUAAAGAAACUAAACAUUUAGAGCAUAGGUUCCCAAACUUAUUUGGCCUACCGCCCCCUUUCCAGAAAAUAUAUUACUCAGCGCCCUGGAAAUUAUUUUUUUUAAAUUUUAAUAGCAAUUAAACAGAAAGAUAUAUGUACCUGUAGCCAUCACCACUGCCCUGAAUUGCUGCAGCGCCCACCAGGGGGCAGUAACAGCCACUUUGGGAAUCACUGAUUUAGUACAAAAAAGGGGUGGUGGUUUUGGAGGACCAGCUUCUACUCGGUUCUAAAAGACUGACUACUCUCUGUGCUCAGCUGGUUAGCUAAGCAAGAAAUUGAGGGAGAAACCUGCAGAAAUGGAGGUAUCAAAAACUGUCAUCAAUUGGUAACUUGAGGAGCAUUCACAAGAGCAUUAUUUAGGAGAUAAGGCCCUUACUCAAGCAACUCUCUAGUUAGUCGAGGUCCAGUACAACAACCUCAAUCCUCCUGUGAUUACUUAACUGCUAUGCUGUUAUAUUUUUCCUAAUUCUGUGGAGUGGUAUUGAAGUUGAAAGUACUUCUCUUCAGGUAUCAUACCUCAUGGAUGCCAGUGCCUGAUAUGCUUCUUCUUACUGUUGGAAACCAAAGGCUCCAAAGGACUGAAACACAAUAUGUACUUCUAAAGGGUUCCAUGCCUGGCAAAUUCAGCUCGGUUUUGCCCUCACAUGAACUUUCAAUAUGGGAAUAUUAUCGUGUGAUAGUACACCAGGCAUGAUGACCGCCACUUCUUCCCAAAGAAACCUGUUAACGCUCAUGUUCUAUUUCUUUUUUGCCACCACACAGUUCAGAUUAGAUGCCUAAGUGGUGGCAAAUACCACUGAAGUUAUCUCGCAAACCACUCAUAUGACACAGGGAUAGGUUGAGGAGUAAUCACAGAACUGACAAGAGAAAAUGUAUUUGGUCUUCCAGUUUUAGGAAGUUCCAAUGCCCAGAUGGAAAUGUGCUCAUUGCUCGUUCCAAAAAUGUGUUUUAUAUAAUGUUAUAUGUGGUGUAGACAAAGGAAACAGGUGCCCUUAAUAUUCUAAAGAGCUACCUUUAAUUUCCUUGCUCCCCACUUCCUUUCAGGAGCAAGGAAAAUAAUACACUCAUUAUUUGUGGUAAACAGGUGAAAGAAGGAAUACAUUGAAUUGCAUGAUUCCUUUCUUUAUGGCCCUCACAUUUUCCAUAAUGCAGGCACCAAUGGGAAAAUGCAUGCUCUAUUUUCAAGAUGUUUCAAAUAAUGUACUGUGUUUCAAAUAAUGUUACUGUUGUCCUAAUUAAAGUUUGGACUAUUA
Molecule: messenger RNA, 4254 nt
Organism: Anolis carolinensis (green anole)
Lineage: Eukaryota; Metazoa; Chordata; Lepidosauria; Squamata; Anolidae
Gene: gja5
Product: gap junction protein alpha 5
Exons: 2
Coding region: 465-1577 (370 amino acids)
Biological process (GO): cell-cell signaling; atrial cardiac muscle cell to AV node cell communication by electrical coupling; heart development
Cellular component (GO): connexin complex
Molecular function (GO): gap junction channel activity involved in atrial cardiac muscle cell-AV node cell electrical coupling
Source: RefSeq, a predicted model, not a curated record